Messenger RNA from Amaranthus tricolor (Joseph's coat), 2339 nucleotides. RefSeq names its product MLO-like protein 1. Gene Ontology annotation, biological process: defense response. NCBI's taxonomy places the organism in Eukaryota, Viridiplantae, Streptophyta, Magnoliopsida, Caryophyllales, Amaranthaceae. Gene Ontology annotation, cellular component: membrane. The transcript is spliced from 14 exons. Bases 313 to 2013 code for a protein of 566 amino acids. The record is from RefSeq and is a predicted model, not a curated record.
CAAAAAUCAAAAACACCAGUCUUUUUUAUGAUUUUCAAAUAAUAGAAAUCACAACUCACAAGCCAUGAUCUCAUUCUUAUAAUUUACAAAAUUUCAAAAACAAAUGUAUAAAUCAAAGGAAUCUUUUAUUACAUUAAUAAAGUCAAUGCUGAGCUAUCUUUAUCAACUCACACAACUCAAAUUGUUCUUUAUUUUCUUCUUUUCACCUUCAUAAAAUCAUGCAAAAUUAUACUAUACACUUAAACUCCAAUGAUCUCUAAUUUGUGAUGAUAAGUAGAGUCGAUUGACAAAGCAAGUAAGAAAUCCCCAUUAAUGGCAGAAGUUGUUGUUGAAGAGCUGAAUUUAGAGUACACUCCAACAUGGGUUGUUGCUCUUGUUUGUUUUUUCAUCAUCUCUAUUUCUCUUCUUGUUGAACGUUGUCUUCACUAUGUUGGAAAGUAUUUGAAGAAGAAUGACCAGAAGCCACUUUUUGAGGCAUUACAGACAAUUAAAGAUGAAUUGAUGCUGUUGGGAUUUAUAUCCCUAUUGUUCACAGUAUUUCAAGGAGGAAUCUCAAAAAUGUGUAUUCCUAAGACUUAUAUCAGGCAUAUGCUUCCAUGUAAUCUCGACGAGAAAGAAAAAUCAGCUGGUUUAUCAACAACUGAGCAUGUUGGUGGGUUCCGGCGGCUUCUUUCUGAGGCCGCAGAGUCUCAGGCUGCUUACUGUGCCAAUGAGCGUAAAGUUCCGUUAUUAUCACUUGAAGGGCUUCAUCAUCUGCAUAUAUUUAUAUUUGUUCUAGCAGUUGUUCAUUGCACUCUCUCUGUCUUGACCCUUGUUUUUGGAAUGGCAAGAAUACAUGCAUGGAAGCACUGGGAAGAUGAUGUUUCUGAGGAAAACUAUGAUACAGAUCGGGCUUUAAGGCCUGAAGCCUCCCAUGUUCAUGAGCAUGCCUUCAUUCGUAAUCAUUCGGCAGGUGUUGGCAAAAGAUCCAAUAUCUCGAUUUGGAUGCGUUGCUUCAUCAAGCAAUUCUAUGGAGCAAUAACCAAAGCAGAUUACCUGACAUUACGCAAGGGUUUCAUCAUGACACAUUGCAGGGGAAACCCCAAGUUUAAUUUUCACAAAUACAUGAUUCGUGCUCUGGAAGAUGAUUUUAAGCAAGUUGUUGGUAUAAGCUGGUAUCUUUGGGUACUUUUCAUCCUCAUGUUGCUGAAUAUUGAUGGAUGGCAUACAUUCUUCUGGAUGAUAAUUAUUCCUUUUGCUCUUCUCUUUGCCGUGGGAACAAAACUAGAGCUUGUAUUAACUCAGCUUGCUUCUGAAGUUGCUGAAAGACAUGAAUCCGUAGAAGGGGACCUACUUAUUAAGCCUACAAACGAGCAUUUCUGGUUCAAUCGGCCUCAGUUCACUCUGUUUUUGAUCCACUUCAUCCUAUUCCUAAAUGCAUUUGAGAUUUCUUAUUUCUUUUGGAUAUGGGUGCAAUAUGGUUUCAGCUCCUGUAUAAUGGGACAAGUUCGCUAUACUAUACCUAGACUUGCCAUAGGUGUUAUCAUCCAAGUCCUUUGUAGUUACAGCACUCUACCUCUUUAUGCCAUUGUUACGCAGAUGGGAAGUAAUUUUAAAAAGGCGAUAUUCAACGAACAUGUACAUGCCGGGAUCCUAGGAUGGCGCAAGAAGGCAAAGAGGAGGAAAAAGUUUAGAGAAGCAGUUGAUGGAUCUACUUCUACAACUGUUGGGACAUCGACUGAGAAUUCGACGACUUUUGGGACAUCGGCUGAAUGUUCAAUUACUGUAAGGUCAUCGACUGAGGGUUCUACAACUGCAGGGACAUCGACUGAGGGUUCUACAACUGUAGGGACAUCGACUGAGGGUUCUACAACUGUAGGGACAUCGACUGAGGGUUCUACAACUGUAGGGACAUCGACGGAGGGUUCUACAACUGUAGGGACAUCGACUGAGGGUUCAGUUACUAAAAUUCAGAUGGCAAUCCUUGUUCAGAGGGAACAUGACAGGAAUGAGAUUCAACCAUGUAACACUUAAAAACUCCGAUUAAUGAGGAUAAUCAAUGGCUGGACUUCCAUAAUAGAAUAAUCGACGUUUGAGAUUGCUUGAUUGUAUUGGCUAUGUCAAUGUACGUAGCGUGGCCUUCAUGCAUUGAGCUUCUUUUGAGAUAUAUUGUAUGUUACAUGGAAAUGAGGUGGUCAUUUUCACUUGUUAGAAUAUGUCAGCAUGUAUAAUAAUAAUAAUAAUAAUAAUAAGGAAAAUAAGGAAAAUAAUAUGCGUAACUUUUUUCGAUUCAAUUCAUACGAUGUAAUUACGUUUAUUUCCUUGUCAAGAUGUUGAAGCCUAAGGAUGAAAACAAUGAA